Molecule: messenger RNA, 1419 nt
Organism: Daphnia pulex (common water flea)
Lineage: Eukaryota; Metazoa; Arthropoda; Branchiopoda; Diplostraca; Daphniidae
Product: RISC-loading complex subunit tarbp2-like
Exons: 7
Coding region: 72-1166 (364 amino acids)
Source: RefSeq, a predicted model, not a curated record
AUACACAACAACCCGCUACCCAGUUAUUUUUAGUUUUGAAGUCUUUCCCCAAAAAGAAAUAUAUAUAAAGAAUGAAGAUAUAUAACCUAGAUGAAGACACGUUACUGGACGAAACCGAGGGCAGUACACACGCUGAAGGCAUGGAGGGUGCAGCGAAAACACCGGUCUCCUUGCUUCAGGAGCUGUACGUGAAGAAGGGCAUCAACCCCAAGUAUGAUUUGAUCCAAAUCGAGGGGGCCAUCCAUGAGCCUACGUUCAAAUAUCGGGUUUCUGUUGGGGAACUAGUUGCCAUGGGAUCUGGGCAGUCCAAGAAAAAAGCCAAGCAUGCUGCAGCUAAAGCGGUUUUGGACAAAAUCUGGGGUGGUCAUUGCUCUACAUUGCUGGAAAAUAUUGGUGGUGGCACGUUGAGAACAGUAACUUCACCCUAUGAUGAUGGUAUUCCGGGCAAUCCAGUAGGCAACCUACAAGAACUGUGCAUAUCUCACAGAUGGGCGCCUCCGAGUUACGUGCUGGAAGGCGAAAAUGGCCUGCCACACGAAAGGGAAUUUGUCAUCACUUGUGUCGUGGAGAACCACCAGGAAAUUGGAGUGGGCAAGUCGAAGAAAUUGGCAAAGAGACAAGCGGCCUAUCGAAUGCAGAUGAAACUCAAAGAUACGCCCAUCGAGCUGCCCAACCAAGGCGGUCUCGAGGACGAGGAUGAAAUUGCGCAAAGGGCUUCACUUAGGUGUGGCGGCUUAAAGGAAAACCAAUCGAGCAAAUCCUCUCACGGAAUCAAAAUAACGCAGUUCCACCGAAGCCUCAGAAAACUCGCCGGAGAAAAGAUCGCAGCCUUACAAGAAGUGGCCUUGAAGGAUCCUUGUUUAGAUUACUUCCAAUUGCUGCGCGAGAUAUCGGCGGAGCAAAAGUUUGACGCCACCUACGUGGACAUUGAGGAAAAGACGCAUUCGGGUCGAUACCAGUGUCUUUUGACCAUGUCGCUCACGCCAAUCGCCGUCGUUUGCGGCAGCGGCUCGUCCUACGAAGAAGCUCAAAAAGAAGCCGCCUUCAGUGCCCUGCACUAUCUCAAGCUGAUGACGAAGAAGAUGCCAUCAGCACAAGUCCCGGCCAGCAGCAGCACCGAUCCCGCCACCGACUCGGCCAAUGAAGAAACGAAUAGUAGUCGGUAGUAAUAGCUUUGACGAUGUGACCACCAAUUUAGCAUUUUGCUUUACACCUUAAAAGUAUUUCCUCUCUCAGACUAGGUCAUUUGUUUUAGUCCUUAUUGACAAUCUCAACAUUUUCAUGUGGCGGCAUUUUCUUGAAAUCAAUCGUCAAUUGCGUGCGUGUGUGUAAUUGUAAAAAAAUGCCCUCCCUCAAAUGAUAUGCCAACCAACCCCCAACGAGACAGAAAAAGAAAAUACACAUUGUGAUCGAUUUUAA